Molecule: messenger RNA, 1485 nt
Organism: Chaetomium globosum CBS 148.51
Lineage: Eukaryota; Fungi; Ascomycota; Sordariomycetes; Sordariales; Chaetomiaceae
Exons: 4
Coding region: 1-1485 (494 amino acids)
Biological process (GO): regulation of DNA-templated transcription
Molecular function (GO): DNA-binding transcription factor activity, RNA polymerase II-specific; zinc ion binding
Source: RefSeq, a predicted model, not a curated record
AUGGGCCGACUCCCAUUGAGCGGGUACUGCCUGACCUGCCGAAAGAGACGAGUCAAGUGUGAUGUACCUGCAGACAAGGGUCGCCCUAACUGCGGCCGUUGCAUUUCUUCUGGUCACACCUGCGGCGGCUACGAGCUCCCCUUGCGCGUGAAGGCGCUUGGUGUCCAUGCAGAACACGACGGGACGCGGCGACUGGUGAAGAUCUCAACGUCACAGCCUUCUACCAGUCGGACGCACUGGCCACUGGUACUAGUGCCGUCUCCCAACCUCGCAUUACCCCUCCACCGCGACCAUCAGCAUACCUCCUCGCCGUACUUUUUUGCGAAAUACAGCUGGGGCCCGUUGUGGCGGCCGCUCAUUCUGUCUGUCACUACGAGCGAGUUCCCCGAGGUCAAUAGAGUCUGUUUCCGUGCCAUCACGUAUGCAUACACGGGUAUUAGCCGCGGAGACACCGCCCUGACGGCCAGAGGGCGCGCCCUCUACGGCCAAGUCUUGCGCGAAGUUCAGUCUUUGCUGCUUGAAGGUUCCAAACUGCGACUUGCUGAGCUCUGCUCUACGAUGGUACUGAUGGAUAUAAUGGCGGGAUCCGCGCCUCCCCAUCAUGUCGGUAUCGCCAACAUUCUACGGCACUGCGGUCCAGAAAUUUUUCAGGAUGAAAAGCUCCUCGUCUUGUAUCGAUCGUGCCGGGUUUUGCUUCAAAAGCGUUGCUUUCUUGAGGAGGAGCCUUGGAAGAUAGUCCCAUGGCAACAAGUACCAAAGACCUUCGAGGAUCGUCUAAUGGACAUCAUCGUCGAUCUCCCCGGUCUAGCCGAAGCUGUGGCCGACCCACACAAACGAGCUGCUAGCCUGGACAAGAUCCAGGUAUUGUCCGUGGCGCUACAGGUUUGGCGCUGGGACUGGCACAGCGUCCACUCGGGUUCUGUACGUAUGGUGCGGCACGCCGACAAUCCCUCAGAGCCUGGCAAUCCAGAGAUGAUUCCGUUUAUGGUCAACCCACAAAAGGUGCCUUUCUUGGUCAGCCUGAUACGGCAAGCCCACUUGGAAUUCGAAUCGCCGCGUUUGGCACUCGACAUCCUCUACUACAACGCGGCUUUGCUUUACCUGAUGCAGCUCGAGGCCGUUGCUCACGGCCAACCACCACAGCAACGUGAACACCUGUCGCUUGAAGAUGAGAGAUACGUGCGUCUUCAGGGCGCAGCGUUAAUGGUCCGCGGCGCCAACCCGCUUCUUCUCCCGGGAAAGGCCAAGUUCCGCUGCCAGGCCGCGGCCGAGGCGUUCAUGACGCUCUCUUGUACCACGCGGCUGCUUGGCACCACACCGACGGGGGAGACGGUGGUGACACCGAUGGUCAUUGGCAUUAUUUACUGGGUUCUGCGGGAGCAGCUGCAGCUGGGCGAGGACGGCUUGGCGUCGCUGCUUUCGAAACACGCCUUCUUUCACGACGCGGAGAGGGUGUUUGAGGGUUUCCAUGUCACCGCCCGUUGA